UACAAGAACCCUAUUGCCAAGCUGGACUUGGAUUUGUUCCGCGAAAAAGUAAAGGGAUGUGCAUGGACAGGUCACUUGAGAACCGAUACAGAUUCUAUCGCUGGGGCUAUUGGUGCCGCAGACCUCUUCGAUGGCAUCGCUGCGCGUUCAAGUGAAAUGAACGAUGAGUCGAAGUGGGUGCUGAAUCAGUAUACUGUAGCCAACCCCGAAUACAUUGACAUAGACCCAAAUCGCAUAGUAGGUAUUGUGGAUCAUCACCCACUGCUGUCCAGCACAGUGGUAAUUGAUGAACCCAUCCGUAUAGAUAUUCGGCCGGUUGGUAGCACCUCCACCAUUGUUGCGUGCUACUAUGGCUCGGCAAACAAACCAAUGAGCGAGGACAUAGCAGGUAUAUUGAUGAGCGCAAUCCUUUUGGAUACAGUGAAUUUGAACUCGCCUACAACAACGGAGUUCGACAUAACGAUGCUUUCGUGCCUGGCAACGCAAUCAAAUACGAAAGACAUAGAUACAUACGCCGACGCAAUGUUCCAAGCCAAAGCUAAUGGAUUCAACAAUCUUGAUGACGAUGAGGUACAAUACAAUUGUUUGGCCCACUGUAGAAACACUGACCCCGCUUCAAUGAUGGCUCGUAAGCAGGCGCUGGCAGAUUCCAUGAAGGAGUUGAAAACAGAGAAAGACACAAAGUACGCUUAUCUGUCGAUUGUCGGUAUUGUAAACUUAGAUACUAAUUUGAUACUUAUCGGCGAGGAUGAGACGGAAUUGGCAGUCUAUGCGUUCAAAUCACAAGUGAACGCUGAUGAAGCGCUGGUAAUGAAUAUCGGCAACCUGGUGUCACGGAAAGAUUUCCUCCCGACUGUUCAGGCCAUCAUCUGUAGAGAUGACGAGUAA
Molecule: messenger RNA, 888 nt
Organism: Sphaeroforma arctica JP610
Lineage: Eukaryota; Ichthyosporea; Ichthyophonida
Exons: 3
Source: RefSeq, a predicted model, not a curated record